GAUUGGGACUACCGCAAGCGGCUUAUUCGCAAGGAAAUUAGAGAAUAUAAUCCGGGUAUAAUGUGUUUCCAGGAGGUUGAUUGUUAUGAUGAUUUAGAUUAUCUCCUCAAGAAAGAGGGCUUCAAAGGAGUUUAUCAGGCUCGUACAGGUGAUACAUGUGAUGGUUGUGCUAUAUUUUGGAAGAGAGAACUAUUUGACCUUCUGCACGAGGAGAGCAUAGAAUUCCAGAAGUUUGAUCUACGCAAUAAUGUUUGCCAACUUUGUGUUUUCAAGAUGAACGUGAAAAACUCAAGUAAGGAUAUGGGUGCUUCAAAUUCGGAGAGUAUAUCAUCACGAAGCUUUGUGGUUGGCAAUAUUCAUGUACUCUUCAACCCUAACCGUGGAGACAUUAAGUUGGGGCAGGUAAAUAUUUUCAGCAACUACUAACAUUCAAUUGUUUCAUGGUAAUACCAUUGUCACUAAAGACUUGACGGACUAUAACUUAGCUGUAGUUUUUUUUUUCUUUCAUCUGCCAGCACCAAUUU
Molecule: messenger RNA, 524 nt
Organism: Nicotiana tabacum (common tobacco)
Lineage: Eukaryota; Viridiplantae; Streptophyta; Magnoliopsida; Solanales; Solanaceae
Source: RefSeq, a predicted model, not a curated record